UUCCCACUCACUUUUUGGGUGCCCAGGCUAGCAGCACGGAAGAGAAGGGUAGCAUGACUACGGGAGAGAAAGGAAGGGAGGAGGGGCCAGCCAAGAGUGCCCUGCGGAAGAUACACAGGGCCACCCUGGUGAUCAACUUGGCCCGAGGUUGGCAGCAGUGGGCAAAUGAGAACAGCACCAGGCAGGCCCAGGAGCCCGCAGGCUGGCUGCCCGGAGGGACCCAGGACCCACCUCAAGAUCCUAAACCAGUGAUACAUCCCACUCCCCACCAGAAAGCCCAGAGCGCCCCCAGGUCUCCCUCCCUAAAGCCAGAGGGGCCUGGGGAAGGACCGAGCUCAGGGGAGGCCUCGGAGGUCUCCCCUAUCAAAAGGAAAGAGGUGACCAAAACUGUUGUCAGCAAAGCUUAUGAGAGAGGAGGAGACGUGAGCCACCUCAGCCACCGGUACGAGAAGGACGGCGGCACAGCUGGCCCUGGGCAGCCGGAGGAUGACACCGACAGGACCCUCCACAGCCACGGCUCCCCGACACGGAGGAGAAAGUGCUGCAGCCUGGUAUCCGAGCUGACCAAAGGCUGGAAGGAGAUGGAGCAGGGCGAGCCCAAGUGGAGGAGCGACAGCAUAGACACGGAGGACAGCGGCUACGGAGGGGAGACGGAGGACAGGCCCGAGCAGGACGGAGAGCAGGUGGCCGCCGCCCGAAUCAAAAGGCCCUUGCCCUCCCAGGCAAAUAGAUUUACAGAGAAACUCAACCGCAAGGCCCAACGGAAAUGCAGUCAAUUGCAGGACCUGAAAGGAAAAUGGCAACAGUGGGCUGAUGAACACAUACAAUCCCAGAAGCUCAACCCUUUCAGUGAAGAAUUUGAUUAUCAGCUGGCCAUGUCCAACCGCCUCCACAAGGGAGACGAAGGCUACGGCCGUCCCAAGGAGGGAACCAAAACAGCCGAGAGGGCCAAGCGAGCCGAGGAACACAUCCAUCGGGAAAUUAUGGACAUGUGCUUCAUUAUCCGCACAAUGGCUCGCCACAGACGUGAUGGCAAGAUCCAGGUCACUUUCGGAGAUCUUUUUGACAGAUAUGUUCGUAUUUCAGAUAAAGUGGUGGGCAUACUCAUGCGUGCCAGAAAACACGGACUGGUGGACUUCGAAGGAGAGAUGCUAUGGCAAGGCCGAGAUGACCAUGUUGUGAUUACUCUACUCGAGUGAACCUUCAACAGCAAAAGCCAAACUUGACCCACUAUUGUCUUAAUGCUAAAUGCUAAUUUAGUCAAAUUAAAAUGCAAACUGUUCUGUAAUAAGUAGGAUAUAUUAAACAAUUUUUACAUGAAUG
Myotis myotis is the source of this 1323-nucleotide messenger RNA. RefSeq names its product actin binding Rho activating protein (gene ABRA). The record is from RefSeq and is a predicted model, not a curated record. The transcript has 2 exons. The coding region runs from base 54 to 1199 and encodes 381 amino acids. Gene Ontology annotation, cellular component: sarcomere. Gene Ontology annotation, biological process: positive regulation of Rho protein signal transduction; positive regulation of transcription by RNA polymerase II. NCBI's taxonomy places the organism in Eukaryota, Metazoa, Chordata, Mammalia, Chiroptera, Vespertilionidae. Gene Ontology annotation, molecular function: actin binding.